This is a messenger RNA of Argentina anserina (silverweed cinquefoil), 651 nucleotides long. Its product is annotated as LIM domain-containing protein PLIM2a. Gene Ontology annotation, biological process: actin filament bundle assembly. Lineage: Eukaryota; Viridiplantae; Streptophyta; Magnoliopsida; Rosales; Rosaceae. The transcript has 5 exons. Gene Ontology annotation, molecular function: actin filament binding. Gene Ontology annotation, cellular component: actin cytoskeleton; plasma membrane. The record is from RefSeq and is a predicted model, not a curated record. Bases 1 to 651 code for a protein of 216 amino acids.
AUGGCAUUUACAGGAACUUUGGAUAAAUGCAAGGCCUGUGAUAAGACUGUUUACGUGGUUGAUAUGUUGUCCCUUGAAGGAUUACCUUAUCAUAAAUCCUGCUUCAAAUGCAGCCACUGCAAAGGGUUUCUCUCGAUGAGCACCUAUUCCUCCAUGGAUGGAGUCCUCUAUUGCAAACCUCAUUUUGAGCAGCUCUUCAAGGAAUCUGGGAAUUUCAGCAAGAAUUUCGCAAAGUCUGCUGAGAAACAGAAUGAAGUACUGAAUAGGGCACCUAGCAAGCUCUCUUCCAUGUUCUCUGGAACCCAAGACAAGUGUGCGACUUGCUCGAAAACGGUCUAUCCACUGGAGAAGGUGACACUUGAGGGAGAAAGUUACCACAAGUCAUGCUUCAGGUGUGCUCAUGGGGGCUGUCCCCUUACACAUUCAUCUUAUGCUGCUCUUGAUGGAAUCCUUUACUGCAAGGUCCAUUUCGCUCAGCUCUUCAUGGAGAAAGGAAAUUAUAGCCAUGUUCUCCAGGCUGCUAAGAAAAAUACAACACAACCAAAAGAAGGAGCUGCUGAAGAGCCCCAAGACCCAGCCCCAGCUCCAGAAGCUGAGCCAGAACCAGAAGAACCAAAGGACCAGAGUGACCAGUCAGAAGAGAAAUCUUAA